CUGAAAAUCCGAUCUGCUCUUCCGACGGCCUAUGACCCGCCGGAGGCCGACAUGGCCAUUUCGGGGAGGCCGCUGGACCCCUCUCCUUCGCCUCUUAGUUUCACGACACCUUCUGCACAAAGCGUUCCAUUAUCACCUCCAUUGAACUACAAGUUGGCACUGGCGGGAUCCCCGACUCCAACCCCGGCCAAGGCCCAACAAUGGACAUUCAUCGGAGAGCACGAUUUGGAAGUCGGGCUCUACAAUGGAGAACCUGAGCUAAAGAUCUCUUCCCAGCUCAAAGAACGUCUCUGCUUACCAUGGAAGCGAACGUUGGUGGCGCGUCUUCUGGGGAAAUCAGUUUCUUACCAAUACAUAUGUUCGCAGCUCCGUUGGAAAUGGAGACCAGCUGGGAGUAUGGAGAUCCUCGACCUGAACAAUUCAACUUUCUUGGUCAACUUCAGCAAUGAGAAGGAUUAUCUUAAUGCCCUCACCGGCGGUCCAUGGGUGAUCCUUGAACAUUAUUUGGUCGUCCAUCAAUGGUCGCACACAUUCAGAACAUCGGACAAACCUCAUCGGUCGGUGGUAGCAUGGGUUCAGCUUCCCGAGCUACCGAUGCACUUUUACCACCAGGAAGUGCUCUUUGCACUAGGGAACAUUCUGGGAAGAUCGGUCAAGCUAGAUUAUCAUACAGAACACAAGGAAAGAGGAAAAUUCGCUAGGAUCGCCGUGGAACUUGAUAUGACCAAGCCUCUGAAGACGCGAAUCCGCUCGAUGGGCGGUCGUGUCGGAUAUGCUACAGUUACCGGAGGGCAACCCGCCGGAGCCACCGGCCGGUUACGGCCCAUGGAUGCAGGUGACUCAGAACGGAGCCAGAAUAGGAAAGGUCAGACCAACCAUGGAUCCGCCCAAGUCAAUCCAACGGGCAGAAGCAAUGAAGCCGGGAAAGCGUUGUCCAAAACGGGAAAGAAACCAAAAGAUGAACAAGGCAACUCUAAUAUCUCGCGAGACAGGAAAGGUAAGGAGGAGCUGGAAGGGGUUCCGAAAAAGGGAAAGGCCACUUCACAAAUGGGAAAGGCCAACGUCUCCGAAGUCAACUUAGCUAAGGAAAGUCCAGUUUCAGGCCCAACUCAGGUAUGGCGAAUGGUGGGCCUUAAGACCAAGGAGGUCUCUAAACCCUCUAACUCACAGCCCAUAGGAGAAACAACUACUGAAGCAGACUUAACCAUGCUGGACCAAUCCGAAAACGAGCCCAUUAUGUUGAACCCGACCCACAAGCCCUCUGCAGCCCAACCUGACCCUCCGCUCGGUAAUGUUAUCUCGACGCCAGGUGAAAAUGCUUCUCCCCAAAUAAGCAACUCCAUUCGCGAGCAUCACAGGGGGAAAGCAAAGCAAGCUCGCGCCUCUCCGAAGAAGAAGAAGGAUUCCAUCCUCCGAGUAGCAAAAAAGAGCCACGACCCACGUUCUGGAUCGGGGAACAGUAAGCGAUCAUCAAAAAAGCAGAGCAACCCAGCUCACCGCAAAGCGGUCGAGGAGCUCCUUGACCAAAUCCAGUCCCUGCCGCCUGUUGGAGCUUCGAGUUCGGGAUCCAAGGAGAAGAAUGAGGAUAUGGAAGUCAUCGCUGAGCCUCAGUCCACUGGUAUCGAAGGGGACCAGGAGCCAGUUGCGACCGCUCUGGAGGGCAGUGAAUUCCCACUGCCACUGCGAGUCAGGGAAGAGUGGAUUAGGCUCUUCCCAGAUAUUGUCUCAACGAACCUGCCAAAGCUCCGCUCGGAUCAUAGACCAAUCCUCAUCAGUAGCAAUAAUGACCAUAUUCCCCCUAGACCGGAUCUUCAAGCACAUCUUACUCGUUGGAACAAAGAGGUGUUUGGGAACAUAUUCUGGAGGAAAGCAAAACUGUCAAGGCAGCUUGCCCGCCUGGAGGUUCAGAACGAGAUGGCAGCGAGUGAUGCAUCCCUUAGACAGGAAGGGAAAAUUCGAGAGGAUCUUGAGCAGACGUCAUGGCAGGAAGAGCUCCUAUGGCUUCAGAAAGCGAGGGCGAAUCAAAUUGUGAGCGGGGACAGGAAUACACGAUGCUUCCACACUGCAGCUCUUACGAGACGGCGGAAGAACAGAAUAACCAAGUUACAGCGGGAGGAUGGGAUUUGGAUCGAGGAUCCGGAGAUGCUGAAGCUUAUGGCCAGGGAGUUCUAUGUCAGGCUUUAUUCUGAAGACGGAACGGGGCAACAAGAUAUCCCUGCUCUUUUCAAUGUUUUGACCGGGACCAUGACAGUCACCAAAGAUACCGACAAGUUCAUCUUGGAGAAGAUUGAUCAUCGACUUUCAGGGUGGAAGGCGAGGAGGUUUUCCCUGGCAUGGAGAGUGACCUUGGCAACCUCGGUCCUUAAUGCCCUUUCGAAUUAUGUCAUGCAGACGGCAGUUCUCCCUGUUUCUGUUUGCGACAUCAUUGACAGGAAAGUUAGAGCCUUUAUCUGGGGAGCAGAAGACGGGGUAUCCAAGUCUCACUUAGUCAAAUGGGAAACCAUUUGUAAACCAAAAGAACUUGGUGGCCUGGGCAUGCGGUCUGCAAGAGCUCUCAAUUUAUCCUACAUUAUGAAGCUGGGAUGGGCCUUUCUUAACAAGUCAGAGGAGCUUUGGGUCCGUGUCCUGCAGAGAAAGUACUUCAAAGUCAAUGAGGCAGGGGCUUUGGUGAUGAAAAAAAGCAACUUCUCGCGGCUAUGGAAAGGAAUUGUUGAUACGUGGCCUAUCCUUAAGCAGCGGGCGGUGUGA
Messenger RNA from Linum tenue, 2748 nucleotides. The record is from the annotation of a GenBank genome assembly. NCBI's taxonomy places the organism in Eukaryota, Viridiplantae, Streptophyta, Magnoliopsida, Malpighiales, Linaceae.